This is a messenger RNA of Condylostylus longicornis, 2274 nucleotides long. Its product is annotated as DEAD-box helicase Dbp80-like. Gene Ontology annotation, molecular function: ATP binding; RNA binding; RNA helicase activity. Lineage: Eukaryota; Metazoa; Arthropoda; Insecta; Diptera; Dolichopodidae. Bases 116 to 1633 code for a protein of 505 amino acids. Gene Ontology annotation, biological process: poly(A)+ mRNA export from nucleus. The transcript has 2 exons. Gene Ontology annotation, cellular component: nucleus; cytoplasmic stress granule. The record is from RefSeq and is a predicted model, not a curated record.
CUCAUUGCAGUGUGCUACUCUAUCCACUACUAAAGCAUAAUUAAAAAAAAAAAUUUAGUGAAUCAUUAAAUUUAUAGAAACAUAAGCAAAACUGAAAACAAUUUGCGAAAAUAUAAUGGCAGAUUGGGCAAAAAAAGCCGAAGAUCAGGAAAUAUCUAAGUUAGUUGAUAAACUAGAUUUGGAAGGAGCAAAGACUGGAACAAGCGAUGAAGCGAACAAAGACGUAUUGACACCACCUGCUUCUGAUGAAUCUAAGAAGAAAGGAGAAAAAACUGAUAAUAAUGACUUAAAUUCAAGUGAAACUGCUACAACAUCUGAAGAAACAGCAUCAAACGAGGAGGCACAAGAUAUUGCUACUCCAGCCGAAACAAGUCUUUUGAUGAAAAUUAUUCGUAAGGGUUUAGUUGAGACCAAACUAGAUUUAGAAAUUCAACGUAAAGAUCCUACUUCACCUUUAUAUUCGGUGAAAAGUUUUGAAGCAUUACAUUUAAAACCUGAACUAUUAAAAGGUGUUUAUGCUAUGGGCUUUAAUGCACCUUCGAAAAUCCAAGAAACAGCGUUGCCAACUUUGUUAGCUGACCCUCCACAAAAUAUGAUCGCACAAAGUCAAUCUGGUACUGGUAAAACAGCUGCCUUUGUUCUAGCUAUGUUAAGCAGAGUUGACACAUCUCUUAAUUAUCCACAAGUAAUUUGUCUUUCACCGACAUAUGAAUUAGCAAUUCAAACAGGUGAAGUAGCAGCAAAGAUGGCUAAAUUUUGUCCUGAAAUCAAACUUAAAUAUGCAGUCCGAGGUGAAGAUCUGAACCAAGGUAAGAUAAACGAGCACAUAUUAAUUGGAACUCCAGGAAAAAUAAUGGAUUGGGGCCUUAAAUUCCGCGCAUUUGAUUUGAAAAAAAUUCGUGUUUUUGUCUUAGAUGAAGCGGAUGUUAUGAUUGCAACUCAAGGUCAUCAUGAUCAAUGUAUAAGAAUUCACAAACAGCUGUCGAAGCAGUCUUGUCAAAUGAUGUUUUUCUCAGCUACCUACGAAAAAGAUGUUAUGGAAUUUGCACAGUAUAUUGUUCCAAAUCCAAUUAUUAUUCGACUGAAACGAGAACAAGAGUCGUUAGAUAACAUAAAACAAUAUUACGUUAAGUGUAAGAAUCAAGAGGAAAAAUAUCAGGCGAUUCAGAAUAUAUAUGGCGGUAUAACAAUUGGUCAAGCUAUAAUAUUUUGUCAUACAAGAAAAACAGCUGGCUGGUUGGCCGGUAAAAUGUCUUCAGAUGGUCAUUCCGUUGCGAUUUUGUCAGGAGAUUUAACAGUUGAACAACGUUUAGCAGUUUUAGAUCGUUUCAGAGCAGGCUUGGAAAAAGUGUUAGUGACAACUAAUGUCUUGUCAAGGGGUAUCGAUGUUGAGCAAGUCACCAUUGUGGUAAACUUUGAUUUACCAAUGGAUGCUAGAGGUAAAGCAGAUUGUGAAACUUAUUUGCAUCGAAUCGGGCGUACUGGACGUUUUGGAAAAAGUGGUAUAGCUAUAAAUUUGGUAGAUUCUGAAAAAUCGAUGAAAAUAUGUCAAGCUAUUGAAAAUCAUUUUAAGAAGAAAAUUGCCUUAUUAGACGCAGAUAAUACUGAUGAAAUCGAAAAAAUUGGAUCGUAAAAUUUUUAAAUUUUCAGUGUUAAGUUUCCUUUAGCAUAUAUAUUUUAAUUUUAAGAAGUUAUUAGAUCUCAUGAAAAUUUUUAUCAUAAAUUUUAAUAAAUUAAGUGAAAAUUAAUUUCCAUGAUAUUAUUUUAUAUUAUCCGUUCGAUUAUUUGAAACUUUUUUAGAUUUUUUUCAAAGGAGUAGCAAUAAUUUUUACUGUACAAUAGAAAUAAAUUGAUAAUUAACUUUAAAUAUCAUGAGAUUUAAAGCUUCGUUAUACAAACGCAUACAUUUCUUUAAAUUAGUUUUCAUACUCUAUAUUAAAUCUUUAUUAAUUUUCCAUUUUUUUUAUUGUAAAAAGUAAAUAAUUUGACAAUUAAUACUUAGUUGUUAUAGAGAAAAAAUAAAUGUUAAGAUUCUGUUGUAAAUCCAUUAAAUCAAAACUAUAUUUUUGGUACUUAUAAUUCGAUAAGCUUAAAUUCAUAUACUUUACCGAAUAAUAUAAUAAGAAUCAAAUAAAGAAGAUAAAUAGUCUUGCUAUGGAAACAUUAUCAUUUAUAAAAUAUACAUAAGUAUCUACACUAGCUAAGUUAAAUGUCCAAACUGUAAGUUCGUUGUUAAUAUUUUAAUUUCGUUUUCAUGAUAUCAAUAAUGACAAC